CAAAAAUAAACAUCAACAAAAGGCUGUCAGUUUUUUUUACAAUUUAACACACGUGCACUUGUAUAAAAGAAAUAUUGUGGUAAAAAUAUAAAAUUUGUAUAUUAUUUAUAAAAUAUAAAUAAAUAUGGGCAAACAAAAGAAGACACAAAAGGUGAAGAAACAAAAAAAUGCCCAACUGAAACGUUUGCUGAAACCCACCGACUCCCGCAUUAAGGAUGAGUUGCGUAAAAAACGCAAACUAGUCAUAGAUCCCACCCAAAUCAAAGUCAAUCAGGCAACACAACAAAGCUCGGCACUCUUCUUCCAAUACAACACCCAACUGGGUCCACCCUAUCACAUUGUUUUGGAUACAAAUUUCAUUAAUUUCAGCAUAAAGAACAAACUGGACAUCAUACAGGGCAUGAUGGAUUGCCUGUAUGCCAAAUGUAUACCCUACAUAUCGGACUGUGUACGUGCUGAAUUGGAAAAACUGGGCAAUAAAUAUAAAUUAGCAUUGAGAAUUAUAUCUGAUCCACGCUUUGAACGUUUACCGUGUUUGCAUAAGGGCACCUAUGCCGAUGACUGCAUAGUGGAUCGCAUUAAGCAGCACAAGUGCUAUAUAGUGGCAACAAAUGAUAAGGAUUUGAAAAACCGUAUACGCAAAAUACCCGGUGUACCGAUUAUGUAUGUAGCUGCCCAUAAGUAUGCUAUUGAACGUAUGCCGGAAGCGUAUGGUGUGAAAGCGUAGUUUUUAGGAUACAAUGGAAUUUCUUUUUUAAUAUUUAGAUUCUGAUUGUCCUUUCCUCGUAUUAUAAGAACUUUUGUUAAUGAUUAAAUUAAAGAAAAAUACAUGUAUUUUAAUAA
Messenger RNA from Calliphora vicina (urban bluebottle blowfly), 843 nucleotides. It is a transcript of the gene Bka, whose product is annotated as FCF1 rRNA-processing protein Bka. Gene Ontology annotation, cellular component: nucleolus; small-subunit processome. The record is from RefSeq and is a predicted model, not a curated record. Bases 125 to 727 code for a protein of 200 amino acids. NCBI's taxonomy places the organism in Eukaryota, Metazoa, Arthropoda, Insecta, Diptera, Calliphoridae. The transcript is spliced from 2 exons.